AUGGCACAAUCCAUUUGCAGGUCCCACCAGAUGAUGUCCAUCUUUAUUGGAAUGAUCUUGCUUGUUUCCGCAGUCGAAUCCUUCCAAACGGCUAAGCGACCAUCGCCUUUGCAUAAAAAUGAAAUUGGCUACACAUCACGGCAUCCUUCCAGAUGUCAAAUGUCCACUGCUGAUGCCUCGACACAGCCGUCCUCGUCCUCGUCUCAAUCAACAAAAGCUUCCAAAGGAGAAGAAGAAGAAGAUACUACACGACCAGUCAGUAAACCAAAAGACCGAGAAUUUGACAUGCCCUGGUCCGAACUUCAAAAUUUCGCUUUGAGGGAUAAUCUGUCGAAAUAUACGGUCCGAAUUCCUCUCAAAGUCACCCAGGACAGCGACCAACAGGAGCCCCAGGUAUUUUGCUUGUGGAGAACCAUGCUCAGGGAAGUUCCCGAACUUGCCGGCUAUCCCAUUGACUUUUUGCAACAAAUGCACCGGCUACAAAUCGCGAAAAAUGAAACCUUGUUGGAAGUGACCCCAGGCCUUUUGCCGUAUUUAGAAGACUACGAAUUUGCCACCGCCGGUGGAGUUAGUGGUGCCAUUUAUGGUGUUCCAGGCUUGGAAGGUGGAACGAGGAUCCAGACCUCGGCAGUCAGUAACAUUGAGGUGACCUUGCCGCAAGGAUUCGUUCGAACCGUAGAUGGAUCGGCGGCCUACGAAGUGGGCAAGCCAAAGCGACAAGAGUUUGCCGAUCUGUCAUCGUCAUCAUCAGCGUCUUCUUCUUCUUCGUCCGAAGCGAUGGAACGGGGUGGAGAACUCUUGAACAGUGUUGCAAAUAAAGCAGGCGGAGCCAUGGAAAAGGUAGACUUGGAAGAAGGUGAUGCCAUGCUAGCACGAUUGGGGGCUUCUACAGCUAUUCUACUGGCAGGUGCUACCGCUGUGAACAUGUUGGCACACCACCUGACGGUCAAUGUGUUUUGGGUAUAG
Messenger RNA from Cylindrotheca closterium, 966 nucleotides. NCBI's taxonomy places the organism in Eukaryota, Bacillariophyta, Bacillariophyceae, Bacillariales, Bacillariaceae. The record is from the annotation of a GenBank genome assembly.